GCUAAAAGUCAAAGCAUAAAAUAUUUCAAAAAUUAAAUAAGCUAACGGACAACAACAAGCAGGAUACACCUAACUCUGGCCAGCGGAUUACAACGAGGAUUAAAUAACAAAUGGCGUAUAGCAAGCAACAAUGACUGAUGCAGAAAUGCGUGGCCUAGUAAUCUAUGGAAAAGGAAAUAAUACAAUUUAUGCAUAGAACAACGCACAGCUCUGGGCCAACAUGAAAAGCUUAUGAAAGAGAGCAACAGAAAAUUAAGAAGCAGCACACACGACUGAAAAGAAACUAAACCUGGGACAAUCCCACGCCUACUGCCAAUAACCAAGGCGCAUAUAUAGACGCCCACGAUAACGAGACUGCCACGUUAGCAAUUUCCGCAUAGCAACAAAAUGCGUCUCAAGGAUCAGUGCAAGCCGAGGCUUGUCCUAGGACUAAUGUUGGCAUUGGCGCUGCAGCUGUCUGGCAGCCAAGCAGAGCAGCAGCAGCAGGAGCAGCAUCCCGCUACAGCAGACGAAGGUCCUUUAUCGGAUAUACUGACUGCUGUGGGCUCCGAGGUGGCGCUACCCUGCGAUCUAAUGCCAGGCACCAUGAUCGCCGAUAAGGUGCAGCUAGUCAUCUGGUAUCGCCAAGGAAACGUCAAGCCCAUCUAUACCUUUGAUGCGCGAGGUCGGCCACUGCACCAGGCCAUACCCUGGGCGGAUGAGAAUGUUUUCAAUAAGAAGGCUCACUUCUACUAUGACACAAAUCCGCCGGCUUUGCGUAUCAAGAACAUUCAGACCACAGAUGGCGGGCUCUACAAAUGUCGCGUUGAUUUCCAUAAAUCACCGACGCGCAAUUGGCGCAUUAAUGUGACAGUUCUGGUGCCUCCCACGCAGCUGACCAUACUGGAUCAUCAUGGCGCUGCGGUGCGGGAUCAGAGCGCUGGGCCUUAUCUCGAGGGCGAUAGCAUCAAUUUGACUUGUCUCUCCAGUGGCGGAGUGCCGCCGCCGCGUGUUUCCUGGUGGCGCGAACAGGCGCUGGUCGACGACUCCUUUCAGGUGCUGCCCGACGGCUCGGUGCGCAAUGUGCUGCACCUGAAGAAUAUACAGCGCAAGGAUCUGUUAACGACGUACACCUGCCAGGCAACCAAUGGACAUGUGGUGCCGCCGCUAACCAAAAAAGUGAUACUCGACAUGAACCUGCCGCCGCUCAGUUUGUUGCUGCAGGGUCUCAACCAUGCCGUUGUGGCCGGCACGCGCACCCACGUUACCUGCACUGCCAUUGGCGCGCGUCCGCCGCCAACUAUAAUUUGGUCCAAGGCUGGCCAAACACUCGAGGGCUCUUCACAAUCGACGUCUUCCGAUGGCAACACCACCAUUUCCGAACUGAAUCUUAUACCCGUGCCGGAGGACAAUGAGCGUCAAGUGGUCUGCUCCAUAGCGCUCAACUCGGGCAUCACCUCGCAGCAGCUGCAUGAGGGCGAUACCACGAUUAUGACCAGCAUGGGCAAUGGCCACAUGGGACUCUACUUGAAGGAUUCGCGUGUGCUUAAUGUGACCCAUGCGCCCAUUGUCAUCCUAAAUUUGGGUGCUCCCCUCGAUCCGAACAAUCUGCUGAAGGGCUCUGAUGUCUACUUGGAGUGCGAUGUGCGUGCAAAUCCUGCCAUUACGCGAGUCGAGUGGUAUCAUAAUGACAAGCAGCUGCAUUCAUCACGUGGCAUUAUCAUUUCCAAUCAAACGUUAGUGCUGCAGGGCAUCUCGAAGUCCUCGCACGGUCAAUACUUUUGCCGAGCCACCAACCUGCAGGGCAGCGUGUCCAGCAACGAAGUCUACUUGGAUGUGAAAUAUCCGCCCGUGUGCAAGUCAGACUCGAGAAUAAUACGCGCUGCACUUAAGCAGACAAUCAACAUUACCUGCGAGGUGGACGCCAAUCCAGUCGAUAAUCUAAAUUACAAGUGGCACUUCAACAACUCGCUGGAGAGUCUAGUGGAGCUGCCAGCAGUGGCGGCGCAGCUGCUGCAGCUGCCAUCCGGCUACGGUGCAUCCGGAUAUUAUCAGCGCAUCAAGCGGAAGCACACACACGUUGGCUCCUCCAGCCAACGACUGCUGCACGGACGGCACGGACGUGUCGCCAGCAUUGUGGACAUGUCCGCCGUGCACUUUGAGGACGACUACGAGCACGAGCCGUCGCAGUUUGACAGCUAUCAGGAUUACGUGGAGCCGCCGUACACGCAGAUGGUCUACUCCAGCAUGGUGCACAAGAAUCACGUGGACAACAAGCAGCCGCAGCGCAAGCAGCAGCAGCAGCCACAGCCAGGCGAGGCGAGCGUGCAUCAUGGCGGCUUGGGCAGCGCGCAGCUGGCAGAGCGCAAGCGUCUAGCGGCAUUGCAUAAGCAGCAGCAUCAUCGACAGCUGCUGACCACGCCCUCAACGACGACGACGGCAACACCGCCGCUGAACAAUAUGUAUCGCUACCAUGUGGAGAGCUAUGAGAGCUUUGGCGCCAUUUCCUGUGUGGCACAGAGCCCCAUGGGCCACAGUCAGCCCUGUUGGUACCACAUUCAGCCCGCAGAUCUGCCAGACCCGGUAAAAAAUUGCACAGCAUUUAAUGCCACGGCCAAUUCGCUGCAGAUACAGUGCAUUGCCGGUUAUGAUGGCGGCAUACCGCAGCACUUUCAUGCACAGGUGUAUGACGAGCUGACGCGCCAGAUACUUUACAACGCGUCCUACAAAUACGCGGAGUUCACGGUGAAGCGUUUGCCCAGCGAUUCGGCGUUCAAAAUACUUGUGACGGCGGUCAAUGCGCAAGGACCCAGCAAGGCGUCAUUUCGAGUGCGAGGACGCACACUGUCCGCGCCAUUGUUGCGCACAGCUUCAUCGACAGCGGUGCUGGUACAAUUGACGCCGCUGCUGGGCGCGUUAGUUGGCGUCAUUGCCACACUCUUUUUGGUGGCCAUCUGUGUGGUGAUCUUUAUUAAAUUCCGCAGCAAGCGCAAUCGUCGUCAUGCCAAUGGCGAGGCGACCACAACGGAGGCGGACAAGGGCAGCGCCGAGCCGUUAUCGCGCAACAUGGGCAGCCAUUCAAGUUUGGAGGACAAAAACCCGGAUGUGGUGCCGCAGGAGGCGAACAGUGAGGACGAGUUCCACUUGGAGGAGAAGGCAUUCGACCGCUUGAACAUGGAGUCACAGCGAAUUCUGUAUACGCCACCGACUCGCAUUAAUACCGCCUCACCGCCGCCCCCACCCUCGCUAUCGCCCACAUUUGGCAAACAGUAUGGCGAACUGUCGCUGACAACGAAUCCCGCCUUCAGUUUGUACAACACGCCGCAGCGCGCGCCCGCUGCACAGCGUCCGGUGUAUACAGCGCCGCCGCCGCUGCUGUCCACACGCACACCACCCAACAUAUACACACGCAUACCAGGACGCGGCAGCAGCGGACCCAAUGGCGGCGCCACCACUUAUCUGCCCGCCUAUGAAACACGCACCUCGCCCACUUCCCCCUACGGCUCCACCACCACCUGCACCAUGCCGCUGCUCAGCGGCCAAUCCAACGGCUCCUUGCAGACCAACAGCAGCAACGGCUGCAACACCUUGCCGCAUCCUGGCAGCCUCCAUGCAGGCGCCGGCGGCAUGCCCGCCGCUAUGACCAGCUCCGUCACCAGCGGCAACAUCACCAUAGGCGCUGCCCAAUCGCUGCUGACCUCGCCACGUGCCCAGGCCGCGUAUAGCACACUGGGCGCUGGCGGUGCCAUCGGCAUUGGCGGCAUGCAGUCGCCACUGCUCAGCGUGGGCAGCUCGCUUAUGGGUGCCGUCGGCGGCGGCGGCGUCGGCGUCGGCGUCGGCGUCGGCGUUCCGGGCAACUAUGAGACGGUGAGCUCCUGAGAGUUAGCCAAAGAUGACAUCAAAUGUCAGAUCGUCUGCAUUGGCGGCAGCAGCACGUGCAGCACUUCGGGCGCCGAGCGCACCACCAUUGUCUAGAGACUCCCAAAAAGGAGAAGAUGCAACGCGUAACCCAAAAAGUAAAAGAACAAGUGUAUUAUAGUAGUUAAGCUGUCCAGCAUUAGGCAUAAGCAUUGCAUUUCGUCUGCUUUGGGUUUUCAUUUAGGCCAACACUUGGGCGAACUAAAACUUAUAAGACUUACAGUUGCGCAUAUCGUGCCAGGAUAUGCUCAAAGGACUUAAAUUUAAACUUAACCAGAAACCAGUAACGAGAGCAAAGCAUUUAAAUUCAGCAGAGCGCCAAGUUCUAGAUAAAUCCGAUUGAGAUACUUCGAUGAAAACAAUGAGCUAGAAACUAGUUUAAACUAAAUUACUUAACUAAUGCUAUAAACAAUUCAAUUUAGUACUACUACUUAGUCUUAGCUAGUUGUAGUGCCAGCUGUACAUAUUACGUUAAGCCUUAACUGUAGUUGGUUUAACUAAACUUAGUUAGUCACAUUGAAUCUACGAAAAGACUAUCGCCCUUUCAACAACAAAUAUAAAUGAACAAAUCCCCGAGUGUAUUAAUCCAAACUGAUUAUACUUAGCUACAAUAUAUAUAUAUAAAUUAAAUAUAGCAC
This is a messenger RNA of Drosophila busckii, 4535 nucleotides long. RefSeq lists its product as uncharacterized. Gene Ontology annotation, molecular function: protein binding. The transcript has 14 exons. The record is from RefSeq and is a predicted model, not a curated record. The coding region runs from base 388 to 3858 and encodes 1156 amino acids. NCBI's taxonomy places the organism in Eukaryota, Metazoa, Arthropoda, Insecta, Diptera, Drosophilidae.